AGCCAAAAAACAGCUGAAAAGGCGCAAUCGGCAGCACUGAUUUCAGCUGACCGAAAAACAAAAUUCGCAAAAAACAAAUUUAAGAAAAAAGUUUCGUAUAACCCCAAACAAAUGGAGUUAGCGGACACCUACUACAGCAAAGAUGAAUACGUGGAGACGGCGUCUGGCAACAAAGUGAGCCGCCACACAGUGCUCUGUGGCUCGCAGAAUAUUGUGCUGAACGGCAAGGUGAUUGUCCAGAGUGGAGCCAUCAUACGCGGCGACUUGGCCAAUGUGCGCGCCGGGCGCUACUGUGUGAUUAGCAAGGAUUCGGUGAUACGACCGCCGUACAAGCAGUUCAGCAAAGGCAUCGCCUUCUUUCCCAUGCACAUGGGCGAUCAUGUGUUUGUGGGCGAGGGCGCCGUGGUGUCUGCGGCCUCAGUUGGCUCCUGCGUUUACAUAGGCAAAAAUGCGAUUAUUGGUCGUCGCUGUGUAAUCAAAGACUGUUGCAUCAUUGAGGAUGGCGCCGUGCUGCCGCCGGAGACGACUGUGUCCAGCUACAUGCGAUACACGGCCAAGGGCACCAUUGAGGGCGGUCAGGGUAAUCCCUACUUUGUGCCUGCCGCCAUGCAGGACGAGAUGAUCAAGUAUACAAAAUCAUUCUAUGAGCAUUUUGUGCGCACUCCGGCACCAGCCAGCUGAACGAUGGGGGAAGGGUGA
Messenger RNA from Drosophila obscura, 699 nucleotides. RefSeq names its product dynactin subunit 5 (gene DCTN5-p25). NCBI's taxonomy places the organism in Eukaryota, Metazoa, Arthropoda, Insecta, Diptera, Drosophilidae. The record is from RefSeq and is a predicted model, not a curated record. The transcript has 3 exons. The coding region runs from base 112 to 681 and encodes 189 amino acids.